GCAGGAAUAACGGUCCUUCCUCCAACUAUUUCCAAGGCUUAUUAUCAUUUUGCAAGGAUCCCGUUCUCUUCAAAUCGCUACUGCUCUUGUUUAUUGUUCGUCAACAGAAGUCUCCAAGAAGAUAGAAACGUAAACAAUCAGAUAUUGAGCCUGCGUGCUGCUGAUUCAAGGAGUCGAGUCCAUGCGAACUGCCAUCUGAUCCAGUCUUAUCAAUGAAGCAGCUGAUCAUGGCGGAUGGCCCCAGGUGUAAGCGGCGAAAACAAGCCAACCCAAGACGGAAAAACGCAGUCUUGAACUAUGAGAACGUGGUGGAGACCGGCUCGGAGACGGAGGAGGACGACAAGCUGCCGGUGUCCGAGGAGGACGGCCUGCUGAACGGAGCAGCCAGUCCCGCCAGCGUGGCCAAUCACGAGGAGGCCGGCUCCCCGCUGGCCGGCCACACCCUGCUGACCAAGCCCGACGACGACGACGACGACAUGAGGGACAGCGGCGUGGACCACGUCUGGCACGAGAGCGACAUGCUGCGCGCCUCAGUCGAUGGUACUGAUGAAAUGAAAGAUGACUUUGACACUAUGGGGCCUGAUGCCACUCUUCAACCAGUUGGAAACGGUACAGUUAAGAAUGUUGAUUGCACUUCAGACUUCGAGGAGUUCUUUGCCAAACGCAAGCUGGACGACAGCGAGAGCCACGUGGUCAGUAUAGCCGAGUAUCUCCAGCGCGGGGACACGGCCAUCAUUUACCCAGAAGCCCCGGAGGAGCUGUCCCGCCUGGGCACGCCUGAAGCCAACGGCCAGGAGGAGAAUGACCUACCACCUGGAACUCCAGAUGCUUUCGCCCAGCUGCUGACCUGUCCGUACUGUGACCGGGGCUACAAGCGUUUGACAUCGCUUAAGGAGCACAUCAAGUACCGGCAUGAGAAGAACGAGGAGAACUUCGCCUGCCCGCUGUGCAACUACACGUUUGCUUACCGCACCCAGCUCGAGCGGCAUAUGGCCACGCACAAGCCAGGACGAGAUCAGCACCAACUGCUGAACCAGGGGGCUGGCAACCGCAAGUUCAAAUGCACCGAGUGUGGCAAGGCCUUCAAAUACAAGCACCAUCUGAAGGAGCACCUGCGGAUUCACAGUGGUGAGAAACCGUACGAAUGCCCAAACUGCAAGAAGCGCUUCUCCCAUUCGGGCUCCUACAGUUCCCACAUCAGCAGCAAGAAGUGCAUCGGCCUGAUCACGGUCAACGGCCGCAUGCGCAACAACAUGAAGACGGGCUCCUCGCCCACGUCCGCAUCCUCCUCCCCCACCAACAGCGCCAUCACCCAGCUGCGGCACAAGCUGGAGAACGGGAAGCCCCUGGGCCUCCAGGACCAGUCCAACCACAUGGACAUCAAGACCGAACCACUGGACUUCAACGACUACAAGAUGAUGUUGGCCUCGCACGGCUUCGGCGGGCCUGGCAGCGGUGGCGGCGGCGGGGGGCCGUUCAUGAACGGUGGGUCAGGCGGCGGGGGAAGCCCGCUCGGGGUCCACCCCUACAGCUCGGCCCAGAGCCCCAUGCAGCACCACCUCAAUAUGGCCAUGGAGAGCCAGCUCCUAGGGUACCCGCACCUGAGCAACAACCUGAGCGAGGUGCAGAAGGUGCUCCAGAUUGUCGACAACACUGUGUGCAGGCAGAAGAUGGACUGCAAGCCCGAGGACAUCUCCAAGCUCAAGGCGUACAUGAAGGACCUCAGCGCUCAGAUGGAGGAGCAUAAACAGGGACUGGCCUCUCAGGCGGGAGGACAAGGCGUGGGCCUGCCCGUGGUCAACCACAACGGAGCCACCAAGAGCAUCAUCGACUACACGUUAGAGAAGGUGAACGAAGCCAAAGCCUGCCUACAGAGCUUGACCACGGACCCCAAGAGACAAUUUAGCAAUAUCAAAAAGGAGAAGUCGAAUCACCACACAGUCGACAUAGGUACAGAUGAGAAGAAGAUGAACGAGAACAACUUAAUGUUUACACCGUACUCUUGCCAAUACUGCAAAGAGGCCUUCGCAGGUCCCAUCCCUCUGCAUCAGCACGAGCGCUACCUGUGCAAGAUGAACGAGGAGAUCAAGGCGGUCCUCCAGCCCAACGAGAACCUGACGCCCAACAAGCCGGGGAUGUUUGCGGAGAAGCACGCCAUGCUGCUCUCGUCCAUCAUCUCCGACAAGGCCAUGACGGGGCCUGUCAAUCCGUACAAGGACCACAUGUCUGUUCUCAAGGCCUACUUCGCCAUGAACAUGGAGCCCAACUCCGAGGAGCUUCUCAAGAUCUCCAUCGCUGUGGGGCUCCCUCAGGAAUUUGUCAAGGAGUGGUUCGAGCAGAGGAAAAUGUACCAGUACGGCAACGGCAGAACGCCUCCCAUGGACAGGGGCAUGGACAGGGGAAUGGAGGUGGGGCUGCCCGCUACCAACCACACCCCGAUUAAAGACUCAAUGGCCGCCAGGUCCCCGGUGUCCCUGAUCAAGCCGCCCGACCACAUCACGUCGCCAACUCUGGCGGAGUUCCACAACAACGUCAACAAUUGCGACACUCCCCUCAGGCUGUCGAAAACCGCCCAUUUUACCGGAACCAAACAGAUGGCGAAGAUAGAGAAGUUGGACCACCACUCCCGCAGCAACACUCCAUCCCCGCUGAACCUCUCCUCCGCGUCGUCGAAGAACUCCCACAGCAGCUCGUACACGCCAAACAGCUUCACGUCCGAGGACCUCCAGGCCGAGCCACUGGACCUAUCACUGCCAAAACUCAUGAGGGAAGCCAAGCACAUCCUGACCAUGAAAAGCCACCACAAGCCCAGCAGCGUCCCGAUCGACCACAACAACAUUUCCUCCCCGCGGGAGCACCUAGAGGAGCCCUUGAAUCUGGCCUACCUGUCCAAGAAGGAGUUCGCCGCCUCCAACGGCAACAACAACACCAACGGCAACCUCGACAAAAGCACUAGCCACAUGUUUGGCAUCAACCCGUUUAGUGCCAAACCUUUGUACACACAACUGCCCCCACAGAGCGCGUUCCCCCCGCCCACCUUCAUGCCCCCGGUGCAGGCCAGCAUACCGGGCUUGAGGGCAUAUCCGGGACUCGAUCAGAUGGGCUUCCUGCCGCACAUGGCCUACACGUACGCCGCGGGGGCUGCCACCUUUGCUGAGAUGCAGCAGAGGCGAAAGUACCAGCGAAAGCAAGGUUUCCAGGGGGAGCUGCUUGACGGCACAGGAGAAUAUCUGUCUGGCCUGGAUGACAUGACAGACUCAGACUCCUGUCUGUCCCGGAGGAAGAUUAAGAAGACAGAAAGUGGUAUGUACGCGUGUGACUUGUGCGACAAAACAUUCCAGAAGAGCAGUUCCCUCCUAAGACACAAAUAUGAGCACACAGGUAAGCGACCGCACCAGUGUCAGAUCUGCAAGAAGGCGUUCAAACACAAGCACCAUCUGAUCGAGCACUCGCGGCUGCACUCCGGCGAGAAGCCCUACCAGUGUGACAAGUGCGGCAAGCGCUUCUCCCAUUCGGGGUCGUACUCGCAGCACAUGAACCACCGCUACUCGUACUGCAAGCGGGAGGCCGAGGAGAGGGAGGCGGCCGAACGCGAGGCCCGCGAGAAGGGCCAUCUGGAGCCCACGGAGCUCCUGAUGAACCGGGCCUACUUGCAGGGCAUCACGCCUCCAGGCUACCCGGACAUGGAGGACCGGGAUCGGGAAAGGGAGCGCGAACGGGAAAGGGAGCGCGAGCGGGAACGCGAGAGAGAUCGGGAACGAGAACGGGAACGGGACGCCCUCCUGCGCGAGGGCAUGAACGGAGGAGGAAUGAGAGAACGGCCGAAGGAAGUGGACGGAACGUACGCGAAGAUGGGACGACGGGAAGACGAGUUCGAGGAGGAGGAGGAGGAGAGCGAGAACAAGAGCAUGGACACGGACCCAGACACGUUGAGGGACGAGGAGGAGAACGGUGACCACUCCAUGGACGACAGUUCGGUUGACGGGAAAACUGAAGCCAAAUCUGAUCACGAGGACAAUAUGGAGGACGGCAUGUAAUAAAUGAAAUGAAAAAAAAAAAAAA
Sardina pilchardus (European sardine) is the source of this 4062-nucleotide messenger RNA. RefSeq names its product zinc finger E-box binding homeobox 2b (gene zeb2b). NCBI's taxonomy places the organism in Eukaryota, Metazoa, Chordata, Actinopteri, Clupeiformes, Clupeidae. The record is from RefSeq and is a predicted model, not a curated record. Gene Ontology annotation, molecular function: DNA binding. The transcript has 10 exons. Bases 213 to 4037 code for a protein of 1274 amino acids.